AUGUCAUUUUCCGACUCACCAGCUCCGACUCACCGUCUCGCUAAGCUAUGCACCUGGAAACGCGAGUGGCUGAAAGAUGUCUUCGGCCUCAAGUCCUCAAAGAAGACGGUCGAUGCCAUCCAGCUCGAGUCAGGUCAGGCAAAACCUGGAGUGUUGGGCAAAAGCGGCAGCCAGAGCAGCACUCCGCAAGCCAUGAUUGUGGUCGCAGCGGAUGACAGCAAUCGUGGUGAGCUGAUGGAGUAUCGAACGUUGGCCAAUGCUUGUAGCAAUUGGUCGGAUGGUAAUAUUCUGGGCAAGGGUGCUGCAGCGACUGUCUAUCGGUGCAGCUUACCUCGCUUCGGGCAGGUGGCCGUUAAGCGCUUCCACCAGACGCCUGCAGGUGGUAUGGCGUACAACUUCGACCGAGAGUUAGAUGCUUUGUGCCAAUGUCGCCAUCCUCAUGUGCUCGAGAUCUUAGGGAGAUCACAAUCAGGACCUGAGCAGCUCAUCGUGAUGCCCCUGAUGGAGGGCGGAUGCUUAACCUCCGCCCUGCCGUUAAUGACCUGGGCCCCGCGCGCUGAGUGCUUCGGGCAGGUGGUCACAGCUGUAUCAUUCCUGCACGGCAAGAAGAUGGUUCAUCGAGAUAUCAAAAGUAGCAACAUCUUGCUGGACCGCAUGCGACGCCACGCACGCUUGGCCGACUUCGGUUUGGCCAAGGACCAGGUGAAGGGUUCUGUGCAUGGGACUACUGGCAUCGUUGUGGGCUCCCCCGGCUAUAUGGCUCCGGAACUCAUGAUGCGCCCGGCCAACGAGAAGACCGAUGCCUUCGCACUGGGCAUUGUGCUGUUAGAGAUCCUGACAGGGCAAGGUGCAUGGAACGAGGCUCGUGACGCGAUGGCCCUGGGUGAUGCUGCUGUCUCCGAUGGAGCCUUUCAGGUGUCCAUGCUGGAUCAUAGUGCUGGCUGGCCUGACUUGGAGGUACAAGUCCUUGGCAAUUAUGCCGUCUUAUUGACCUCCUUCGACCCCAAUCAACGCGUCACUUUGGCGUCCAUGGAAGAGUCCCAACCUUACAAGGCGACUGGGCAAAGGCGGGUCGGCACGGCGGAACCACAAGCGGUGGAGUCUGAAUCGCUUGUGGUUUCUGUCCGUUUUUGCUCGCCACACGCCGCUUGCGCGGCGCACGUGCACCAGCGGCGCUUCGUGGGGGGUGGCUUCCGUGUGAAGAUCUGCGCGCAAGUGGAUGAACUCUUGCGAGAGAACGCGCAACUCCGGCUGGAUCGUCCACGGCCUUUCGCUUCGCCGGGAGCUGGUCUGGGCAGUCCGGAGACACAGGAUCCCACCUUGGCUCGAGCUGAGGACUUGGGCGAACUGCGACGCCUUCAUGGAGAGGUCGCAUCCCAGCGUCGUGUCCUGGACCGAAUGGUGCAGAUGUUGUCUGCGGAUGCGGGCACGGCAGCAUUCGAACUCUUGAUAGAGGAAUGCCAACGUUUGUUCCAGCGUGUGGUGGCCAUGAAUGAUGAGAAUGCGGUGCUGAAAGUGCGGGUGGGAGAUGCUCCGAAAGAAGCCUUGCCCAACAACCUCCAGGAGGCUCACGAGGCGAAUGGUGUGCUCCGCUCCCGCCUGGAUGCACUCAGCGCCGAACUGUUCGCCACAACUACCUGGAAGGAAGAGGCAGCCAAGCGCCUCAAUCAACAAGCUACGGAGAUUGAGCAGUUGCGCCAGCGUUUAUCCAGCCUGUCACCGGAGAUGGAUGUACAGGCACUUGAAGAAGCGAUGAGACCACCGGAGGAUCAGUUGCGACACCAGUUGGAGCGUUCUCAACAGCAGAGGAGCAACUUAGAGAAGUUCCUCGCAGCACAGACCUCCCGAGUCGCCCAGCUCUCAGCGGACAUGGAGGAGCUGCAGCAACGCUUGCGCGAGGUGGUUUUCAGCAUGUCCGACGUCGUGGCACCCCCUGAGGCAGUCGUGCGAGAGAGGGUCCGCAUGGAAUUCGAGGAGCAGCUGCGACAGCAAGGUCUCAAGGUGCAGAAAGCCGAAGAGGAGAUCCAAAAUAGCUAG
Messenger RNA from Cladocopium goreaui, 2037 nucleotides. NCBI's taxonomy places the organism in Eukaryota, Dinophyceae, Suessiales, Symbiodiniaceae. The record is from the annotation of a GenBank genome assembly.